This is a messenger RNA of Hippoglossus stenolepis (Pacific halibut), 909 nucleotides long. RefSeq names its product mid1-interacting protein 1-B-like. Gene Ontology annotation, cellular component: cytosol. Gene Ontology annotation, biological process: regulation of lipid biosynthetic process. The coding region runs from base 199 to 648 and encodes 149 amino acids. Lineage: Eukaryota; Metazoa; Chordata; Actinopteri; Pleuronectiformes; Pleuronectidae. The transcript has 2 exons. The record is from RefSeq and is a predicted model, not a curated record.
GAGAACCGGCGGAGCGGGCAGCAGGUGGUUCCCUGUGUUCCAGCUCUGGUGAAACCGUGGGUUCGAGUCCUCUGCGGGGACUUGUGGCAGCAGAGGUGAGUUGACCUGUGUGACCUACGGGUCGGCGCAGGUUCACACGUGACCCAGAAUAAUCCUCCAAAGAGCAUUAGUGUGCUAAGUUUGUCCGGUGACGGCGCCAUGAUGCACACGUCUGAUUCCUACAACCAGAGGAAGUCGCUCUUCAACACCAUGAACCGCUUCAUCGGCGCCAUCAACAACAUGGACCAGACGGUGAUGGUGCCUAGUCUGCUGCGGGACGUCCCGCUGGACGAUGUCGCAGACGUGAAGACGGUGACCACCGCCGCCGCUAACGGCCCCCCCUACUUCCAGCAGGACACCGACAUGUACAGUUCUUACGUUUUGCUCAAGUCGAUCCGCAAUGACAUGGAGUGGGGUGUCCAGCAGGGGGAUGGGCGGGGGAAGGAGAGGGGGGGCGGGGCGGAGAGGGGGGGCGGGGCGGAGGACGACGACCUGGAGAAGCAGUUUCAUUUUCACGUGAACGGACUCCACGCAGUUCUGUCCAAACUCACACGCAAAGCCGACACGCUAACGAACCGCUACAAGGAGGAGAUCGGCUGUGGCAACUGACGCAGGACGUUUGAUUUAUAGAAAAUAAAAAACGUAGAAACAUGAGUUAAAACGGCCGACACGAUGUCCGAGAAGAAAAUAUCUGAUACGAUUAAUAUUCCGAAUGAUUCGUAAAUGUCGUUAUGACAAAGAAACUUUUCUAGUUUCGAUAUUUCACAGUUUAAACAUUAACACAAAUACAAGCUAACAUAUGAGAAAGUACAAUUAUUUUAUGUAAAAUUAAAUGUAUCUUGUGUAAAAUAAAAGUUUUCAUUUCUGAUA